AUGAAUCUUCUUUCCUUUUCAUCAUCAUCGAUCAAUCAUCAAAAAAGUUCCAACUUUAGUCUUUCGUUUAUUACUACAACUACAAUCACAAUGCAAUUCCAAUUAGUCGCUUUAUUAUCUAUUGCUGCUUUAGCUUCUGCUCAAAACGCCUCAACCGUUAUUGUUGAUAAUGAAUCCACCAUCACUUCAUCAAUCGAAGACUGUGGUCCAAGUGUCACCAACUGUCCAGCUAAAUCUACUGCUCACGUUAACUCAACCUCAUCAAACGGUACCGUUGCUCCACCAACUGUUUCAACUUUCGAAGCUGGUGCUGGUAGAGCUAUCUACGCUCAAGCUGGUGUUGCUGCUUUAGCCGGUGUUGCUGCUUUAUUAUUAUAA
Hansenula anomala is the source of this 378-nucleotide messenger RNA. RefSeq lists its product as uncharacterized. Lineage: Eukaryota; Fungi; Ascomycota; Saccharomycetes; Phaffomycetales; Wickerhamomycetaceae. Bases 1 to 378 code for a protein of 125 amino acids. The transcript has a single exon. The record is from RefSeq and is a predicted model, not a curated record.